GCUCCUGUCUCUCUCUCCUCUUCCUUCCUGCCUCCCUCCAUGCUCAGCCAGACUCCAUGAAGUUCUCCAGACAGAUGGAGAGUAGCACAGACUGACAGACGCAAAGCCAAGGAGGAAAUCACCCAUCACUGCCCAGUAACGCCCUGUGGAUUUAUUUGACUGUCCAUCACUGAAACAUAGAAGAAGGAGUUUUUUGUUCCUCACAAGCACUUCAUUUACAAACCCUAAAAAACGGUUUUACCUUGAUAUCCAGUUACUGGUCUUAAAGGUAAAAUGCUGUUUACACUGGCCCUGCUCCUCCUGGUCACCCCAUUACCCUCUCUCCAAACCCCAACCAAUGAGAAGAGGAACUCCACAGGAAGUGACCAGCCCAAGCCAAAUGUAGUUCUCACCCUGGUGAAACCAAAACCCGUAGCUGUGAUCGCUAAACAACCCAACAAGACCCCUCGCCCCACCCCCAAACCAACCAUCAACCUGACCGUUUUGACCCCCUCAGUCCCUACCAAGCCCCCCGCAGUCAGUCCUCCCAAGACUGUUAAAGACAAGACCCCCCCUGCCCCACCACCUCCUGCCAUCAAGGUGAUCCUUACCGACGGCUGCCUCCACAAGGACAUCCAGAGUCACUCUUCCAGCACCCCGGAGCAGGGCCAGGAGCUGCAGCUGGAGCUGAAGCCUGGGUCUCCACUGGUCAUGACCCACAAGAUCAGCCUGGUGCCUGGGGGCUGCACAGGGGGCUGUGUGGCCGAGAUGGCUGCCCUGAAAGGACGUGUGUCCAGGCUGGAGAAGGAGAUGUCGUCCAUCAAGGAGCAAUGUCCCUGCUCUAAGGUGAACUGCCCGAAUGACUGUGGCGGACGAGGUAAAUGUGAGAAGGGAAAGUGUGUCUGCCUCCCAGGAUUCCUUGGGCUUGACUGCAGCAAGUGCGCCCCCGGAUCUGACUGCAGUAAAAAGGAUGUUAAAGACAAGGUGAAGACAACAGUGGAGAAGGUAACCCCUGAGAGCAAUGUUAACAAGACCAGCGUCUCGUCUACAGAGGUGAAGAAGGUAGCAAAAGAGGACGACUCCAAAACCAAAAUCAAAGUGGUCACCGUCACUGCGGUAAAACCGCAGGUUACGGUUACUAAGACUACCAGCAAGGCUGGAAAAACCAAGAUUACACUGGGCCUUCCGACAGUGGGACAGGUCCUCUUAAAACACAAUGGAGGAAAAAAGCAGAAAGAAGCUCGUAAAGGCGAAACAAAAGUUUUUCUUCCUAAGAAAACACCCAAACCAGACCUUAAAGGCAAAGUGACCGUUCAGGACCAACCUCUUAACGACACCAUUACCCCGACUACUGUGAAGAAAUCAAACGGCACCACCAAAGGCACAGACACUGCGAACAAGACUCGCCCAAGGAAGGAGAACCUAGAGCAGUCCACUCUGUCUGAGAAGAACUCCACCCAGACAUCUGUGAAGAAACCCACCAAGAAGGUGAAUGAGAGCGUCACCAAGGUAACAGUGUCUGUCAACAACACCCAAACGGUGACAGGCAAAAAGAAAAUUCCACAGAGGAGUCAGUAUUUAGUGAACGUGACCACUCCGAGUCCCGAGGUCAAAGUCCCGAAGGUCAACAAGACAAUGGUGCUGCUGGUGAAUGCCACCAGGAGGCCUCUGGCGACCGGCCUCGGUUCGGUCAAGGUCCAAAACAUCUCCUCCUACGGCUUCACUCUCACGUGGUCCGCUCCGCAGGCCAUGUUCAAGAACUUUACCGUGAUCAGACGGGAGCUGAGGGCAGAGGGCGAGGAAGAGGAAGAAGCAGAGGAUGGACCUCUUGGAGGACAAGACAAAGGACUGGCGACAGCAAACACCACCGAGAGUGCUGUCAACGGAACCGCGUCCUCCACCAAGGUUCUCAGUGGCUCCAAGUCUAAGGCUGACGGCAAGCACACCAGGAAAGUCUCCAUGGCUCUCCCAGGAGGUGUUCGCUCGGUGGAGUUUGGCAACCUGCAUCCUCUGACCCGCUACGCGCUCAGUAUUUACGGCACGGCUCCUGGAAAGAGGUCCAAAAUCCACAGAGUGACCAUCACCACAGGUCCUGAGCCCCCUACAGACAUGGUCUUCAGCAACGUAACCGAGUCCUCCCUCGCUGUGUCCUGGACCAGACCCAAGAGCGCCCUCACCGGCUUCCAAAUCACCUACACCAAUAUUGUCACUGCAGAGAGCAGCUCAGUGUCAGUCAAUGCCCAGCAGUCCCACGUGGUCCUGCCCAUGCUGUCUGCAAGCUCCUCGUAUGUGGUCACCGUGACCUCCGUUCUGGGGAAGAUCCGGAGCGACCCUGCCGUUGCCAUCAUGACCACAGUGCCCGCUCCCCCUGUCCAGCUCCAAGCCAUCAACAUCACCGACACCAGAGCGGUGCUGCAGUGGACGCCCAGCCUGGGAAAGGUCGACCGUUUCAUCAUCAGCUACGAGUCAGCCAGGACGCCCAACGUGACGGUGUCGGUGAUGGUGUCGGGGAACUCGGUGGAGCACCAUCUGAAAGGCCUUCAGAGAGCCACCCUGUACACAGUCAAGGUGCUGAGCGAGAAGGACAGUCUCCAGAGCACGGCAUUGGCCACCACCUUCACAACCGCGAACAUGGUGAAGGCCAGCGAUGUCGACGCUCAUUCCGCUGUGAUCACAUGGAAAGCCCCAGCUGUAGCGUUCCACAGCUACAGAGUGACCUAUCAACUGGCAGGAGGGGAGGCCAAGGAGGUUAUACUGGACCCAUCUGCGAGUGAGUACAAGCUAACCGGACUGCUAGCCAUGUCCAGGUACACUGUGCUGGUUCAGGGAGAGAGGGAAGGAGAGUACACCUCUGUGAUCGCCGCAGAGUUCACCACAGCCAAGCUGCGCUUCCCAUUCCCCACGGAGUGCUCCCAGGAGCUGCUCAACGGCGCCCUGCAGUCUGGGGAGGUGGACAUCUACCCCCAGGGCAAGGAGGGAGGGGCCGUCAGGGUCUACUGCGACAUGGAGACUGACGGAGGGGGCUGGACGGUGUUCCAGAGGCGAGUGAACGGAAAGACCGAUUUCUACAGAACCUGGAGUGAAUACACCCACGGCUUCGGAAACCUCAGCGAGGAGUUCUGGCUCGGAAAUGAGCUGCUGCACAACCUGAGCAGCAUGGGCCCUGUCAGUCUGAGGGUGGACCUGCGCUCAGGAAAUGACACGGCGUACGCACACUACUCCAACUUCACCAUCGGGUCCGAGGCCCGGCACUACGCCAUUGAGGUCUUCGGCUACACCGGCACUGCAGGUGACUCUAUGAGGUAUCACAAUGGUCGCCCGUUCUCUACCAAGGAUAAAGACCCCAACCCCCUGGGGAUCCACUGUGCCAGGGCCUACAUGGGGGGCUGGUGGUACAAGAACUGCUACAAGACCAACCUCAAUGGUCUCUACGGUGUCAACAGCAACAACCAGGGCAUAGUGUGGAUAGACUGGAAGGGGAAGGACGCUUCCGUCGGCUUCGCCGAGAUGAAGUUCAGACCAGCUGGAUUCUCCCCUGCCACCCAUGGCUAAGCCCAUCCCCGCCAGCCCUGCCGCCCCCAAAGCCCUUCGCUACGGAGAAACAGAAACGUGGACCGCCGCCGCAAGACCAAGACAAAGAGGGACGACGCGCUUUCCGAGGCGACGCCUCGGGUUUCCGCGUCAGAUAGCAUGUUCUGCGUUUUUUUUACACGGCUGUUACAGAAGCUUCUCUUUCGGUAUUUGUACAGCGCUCCAGGUAUUUUCGUCUGUGCCCUAUCCUUGUCAUGCAUGGAGAGCUGUCUCUCUCUCUCUUUUAAAAAAAAAAAAACGUACGCUGAGAUUCGAUGUACUAAGCAGACAGGAGAUGUUAGUGGUGGCAGUAUUUUGUAUUUUUGUCGUUUUCUUAUGACUCACAUGACCCCACAAUCUCCAACAAGAGUUCACACUCUGUCCCUCAAACACCUCAGGUGUACAGGAGAUAGGUUUGCCACCUCACUACUACUGGAAUCAAAUAUGCACUGCCUCUCCACUCUAUUGGAAUAAAUGUGGCAAACCAGGA
Osmerus eperlanus (European smelt) is the source of this 4039-nucleotide messenger RNA. It is a transcript of the gene tnxba, whose product is annotated as tenascin XBa. Lineage: Eukaryota; Metazoa; Chordata; Actinopteri; Osmeriformes; Osmeridae. Gene Ontology annotation, biological process: neuron projection development; regulation of cell adhesion. The record is from RefSeq and is a predicted model, not a curated record. Gene Ontology annotation, molecular function: protein binding. The transcript is spliced from 15 exons. The coding region runs from base 274 to 3531 and encodes 1085 amino acids.